Lemur catta (Ring-tailed lemur) is the source of this 4208-nucleotide messenger RNA. It is a transcript of the gene ETNK1, whose product is annotated as ethanolamine kinase 1. Gene Ontology annotation, cellular component: cytoplasm. Bases 345 to 1436 code for a protein of 363 amino acids. The record is from RefSeq and is a predicted model, not a curated record. NCBI's taxonomy places the organism in Eukaryota, Metazoa, Chordata, Mammalia, Primates, Lemuridae. Gene Ontology annotation, molecular function: ethanolamine kinase activity. Gene Ontology annotation, biological process: phosphatidylethanolamine biosynthetic process. The transcript has 8 exons.
GCGAGAAUCCAGCCUCGGCCGCCGACGCAGGCGGAGGCUCCGCCCCGCGCGUGACGCCAGCGUCAGGCCAGUCCCGGCAUGCUCCGCGGCCGCCCGCGGUCGAGCGCCGACAAGAGGGAUUUUUCCCGUGAGCGGCCCAGCGUCAAUUCAACCGCUGUCCAGACCGGGUCGGCUGUAGUGCCGCCUCCAGCCUUUCUCCUGCCGCUCGCCCGCCCGUCCGAGCGCCCCCAGCCCUCCCGCGAGGGCGCCCCGGGACGGAAGGGUCCACCAGCCUGUCGGCGCCCGCCGUUCUCGUGGUCGCCGUCGCCGUCGUCGUUGUGGUAGUCUCUGCCGUCGCCUGGGCCAUGGCCAAUUACAUCCACGUUCCGUCCGGCUCCCCGGAGGUGCCCAAGCUGAACGUGACGGUUCAGGAUCAGGAGGAACAGCGCUGCCGGGAAGGGGCCCUGAGCCUCCUGCAACACCUGCGGCCCCACUGGGACCCCCAGGAGGUGACCCUGCAGCUAUUCACCGAUGGAAUCACAAAUAAACUUAUUGGCUGUUAUGUGGGUAAUACCAUGGAGGAUGUAGUCCUGGUGAGAAUUUAUGGCAAUAAGACUGAGUUGUUAGUCGAUCGAGAUGAGGAAGUAAAGAGUUUUCGAGUGUUGCAGGCUCAUGGCUGUGCACCACAACUCUACUGUACCUUCAAUAACGGACUGUGCUAUGAGUUUAUACAAGGAGAAGCAUUGGAUCCAAAGCAUGUCUGCAACCCCGCCAUUUUCAGGCUAAUAGCUCGUCAGCUUGCUAAAAUUCAUGCUAUCCAUGCGCACAAUGGCUGGAUUCCCAAAUCUAAUUUAUGGCUAAAGAUGGGAAAAUAUUUCUCUCUCAUUCCCACAGGAUUUGCAGAUGAAGACAUUAAUAAAAGGUUCCUAAGUGAUAUCCCAAGCCCUCAGAUUCUUCAGGAAGAGAUGACUUGGAUGAAGGAGAUUCUUUCUAACCUGGGCUCACCUGUUGUGCUUUGCCAUAAUGACCUAUUGUGUAAGAAUAUAAUCUACAAUGAGAAACAAGGUGAUGUACAGUUCAUUGAUUAUGAAUAUUCUGGAUACAACUACCUGGCAUAUGAUAUUGGAAAUCAUUUCAAUGAAUUUGCAGGUGUGAGCGAAGUGGACUAUAGUCUCUAUCCAGAUAGAGAACUACAAAGUCAGUGGCUGCGUUCUUACCUCGAAGCCUACAAAGAGUAUAAGGGCUUUGGGACCGAAGUUACUGAAAAGGAGGUAGAAAUACUCUUCAUUCAAGUCAAUCAGUUUGCACUGGCUUCUCAUUUCUUCUGGGGAUUAUGGGCCUUGAUUCAAGCCAAAUACUCCACUAUUGAAUUUGAUUUCCUUGGGUAUGCAAUUGUUCGUUUUAACCAGUACUUUAAAAUGAAGCCUGAGGUUACUGCGUUAAAAGUGCCUGAGUAAAGAAGAGAUUUAAUUAUUCACAAGUAGCUGAGCAGUGCUUGUGAAUCUUUUCUUAAGAAACUCCAAAAAGCCAAUAUUUGUUAAAAUUCUGUUAUUUAAUUGGUUAUCUUGCUUUACAAAUUAUGCCUCUAAACAAUCGAUCUAUUUUUAAACAGACUGAGUGAUGUCAAGAAAUAUACUUAUUGCUAUCAGUAUGUGGUGGGUUAGAAACUUGUUAAAUCUGCAAAAGGUAUAAAGAUGUCAGUUUAAGCCUUUCUUUGAUAAUUUAAUCUCUGUUAUAUGUGAAUUAUUUAUUAUAAAUUUAAUGUGAUUCUGUGACUGCUUUCAUCUGUUUUUUGAGUGUAAGCAACGAAAAUGUUCCAGAGAAAUUUUUAAAUGUUUUACUUUAAUGGGAUUAAUUUUAGUAAACAUUCUAGUUCAGUGUAACGUUUUUAUCUUGAUGCACUGUAAGUAAAAUGAAUCAUUUACUCUAGAAAUGCUAGUCAUUGACUGAUGUAGAUAACUUAGGAUGUUCAUAGAAAAAUACCUGUUUAGGUGGGUGAAAUACAUUUAUUGUCUCUGUUGGUGGUACAUCUUGUUGAACUGAGUAUUAGAAAGCAUUUCUUUUGGGGGGAAUAUGACUUAGAAUUAAAUCCCCGUCUCUCUACAUAGUCUGGCAGUAUAAAUAUAAAUAUUUACCAUAUAAUCUUGGAAAAAGUAUGAAUUAAUGCUACCAAAACCUGUAUUAAAUAAUGUUCGAAAUGCUAAAUAUGGUCAUUAUAGUUACUAGUUUUAGUUUUAAAAAUUUUACUAUAUCAAAUUGUUUCUAACCAAAAAUUGUUUUACUUACUGAGAUAGUCUAUGUUUUUGAUUAUUAAAUAGUCACUAGUAUUGUUAAUUUUUGAAAAAAUAUACAAAGUUUAUCAUACUUGGAAAUACGAAAAUAUCAUUUAGAUUAAUUCUUUUUUUACCUGUCCAGACUCAUUCCUUAUAGUUUAAUUUUAUGUUUUAGGUUGGUUCCAUGUCUUUAGAGUGAUAGCAAAUGAUUACUUGAUACAUUUAAGUUCAGAGUAAUAUGUUGAGGCAAUUAGAAGAAUUAAAUAAGGAACAUUUAGGACAUUGAUCUUGUACACUUAAAAUGUGACAAAUGUGAAUUAAACAGAAAUAGCCAUGGUAGGAGGGCUUCUGUUUGUUUUGAUUUUUUCCUAUUUUUAAGUGUAUUUUUAAUUUUGUUUGGGGGUGAGAGAGAGGCAGUUAUUAUAUGGAAAGAAGUUAGAUCUUUGAUCUUUGGGACAGACUAGUAGGCUUCAAGUUUUGAAGUCUGCUGUGUGUAGUUGAGCAGUCAUGGUUAACUUAGAAAAUUAGUCUGAUAAGCUUUGCACUUUGGUCACAUAAGUGCCCAUGUACAAAGUUGGCUUACUGGAUCUGCAUAUUCAAAAUGUGCAGCUACAGAUUUAUUCUCUGAGAAAUCUUCUGGGGAGUCUGAUGUAUUAUUCCAAAUGACUUUUAUUCUCAAGACAAGUGCUUUAAAAUACUUGGAUUAUCUCAAGAUAUUUAAAGCUAUUAAAGUAAGUAGAAACACUUAAAGGCCAUUUCAAAUGGUAAAUUCUAGUUACAUAAGUAGAAUCUUAAAAUGUGUUUGUAUCUAUAACAGUGUUAGACCAAGAUUUAGUUUCUACCUCCCCAGUGUUAUAAAUGUUCACUUUUGUGUUUAUAAACCAUAUUACUGUAAGAUCAAUAGAGUUUGCCUAGUUGAUUAAAUGAAUGGAACCAAUUAAUUAGUAGCUUUUUAUAAUGCUAGAGUGAACUGGAAAACUUAUUUUUGGUGGAAUUUUCAUCUAUGGUUGAACAUUUUCAUAGAACGAUGAAGAAUAAACAAUACUCAUGAAUUUUUUUUUUUUUUUUUUUUGGCUUUCUGCCUUCUAAAGUGCAACAGUAUAUAUCUGUGGAACUAUGGGAGGAGAGAAUAUAAUUCUUCUACCUUACUCCAUAUUCUUCAAACUAUUUUGAAUGGAGAUUCACUGAACCAUUUUUGAUAGACUGUGCAUAGCUGCCAGCUUUGACACUAUUGUGUUUUAGAGAGAGUUAUAUAGAAGUGAAUGUAACCAGGAGUAAAGUCACUCACUUUAGCCUCAGAAGUAUGCAGUGGAUCUUGGGAACAAAGUAAGAUAUUUUACUCUAUUGCCCCCACUCUUUGCCAGAUUUUGAGUGUUGUGAUGCUCCUACUUCCUGUAUAGGUUUUUGAGAUCUUCAUGCAGGUUAGCAAUAGGAUUCAAAAUUGCUUCCCUUUAUAAUGAUCAACUAUGGGAUUCUAAAGAAAGGUAAGUCUCAGCAGCACUGUAAAAUCAGCCCUCUAAAAUUUGUCCUGUGGCUUGCUGAGAUAUCUGUUGCCUUUUAUGUUAAGCUAAGGAACUUGAAUGCCUUACCUAAUAACUCAACUGAUAGUAAACUCAUUUUGUAAAUAUGAAAAUGGCUGUUAGAAGUGGCAUUCAUGUAUAUUCAAUGUUAGUCCGUAGACCAUAGUGGCCUGGAUGCUUUAACAAGCAAAAUUCCACAAUUUCUUUCCCUUUUUUUCCUUUCAUACUUGUAUGAUCUUACCUGACCAGUGAUGAUUUUUUCCCUCCUAACCCUGUGCUGCCACCAUUUUCUGGAAAAUCAAAGAGAUGUGGUAGUAAAUCAUAUUGUUCACAUGAUCAUCUGAGAUCAGUAUGAGCACAAAACUCAUCAACUAGGUCUGCCUGGAAUGUAUAUAAAACAGUGUAAAUAAAAAUUUGUAAAUUAGUGUGAAUUGUA